This is a messenger RNA of Bipolaris zeicola 26-R-13, 1206 nucleotides long. RefSeq lists its product as uncharacterized. The record is from RefSeq and is a predicted model, not a curated record. Lineage: Eukaryota; Fungi; Ascomycota; Dothideomycetes; Pleosporales; Pleosporaceae. The transcript has 4 exons. Bases 1 to 1206 code for a protein of 401 amino acids.
AUGCCUUCUACCAGAUCACUCGUCGCUGUCGGCGCGACAAUUGGACAAGCUUUGGCAAAUGCCGUGCCCAAAUGUGCCCAGGUCGUUGACCAGAAGAGCUUCAAUGUUCUGCCUGUUGUCCCGCCGGCCGUCGAAUACAAUGGAACCACCCCGUUUAUAUGGCCUGGUACAACCGCGGAAUCACUCCUAGCCAAACCUUUCCACAUUUACGACCCGGAAUUCUACGAUGUGAUUGGCACUGAUCCGUCUCUGACUACCAUUGCAACCUCACCAUCGGAUCCUCUCUUUCACGAGGCGGUAACGUGGUACCCUCCUACCAACGAAGUUUUCUUCGUUCAAAACGCCGGACCACCUGCUGCAGGCACUGGAUUGAACAAGUCUGCUAUCAUCCAAAAAAUCGCCAUUGCCGAUGCCGAGAAGGUCCGCAAAGGAAGUUUGAAGUCGGUGCCCAUCUCGAUUGUGAACACAUCGAACCCGCAAAUCAUCAACCCCAAUGGUGCUACCAUGUACAAGGGAAAGCUCAUUUUCGCCGGUGAGGGUCAGGGUGACCGUGUGCCAUCAGCUCUUUACGUCAUGGACCCUACGCCACCUUACAAGACUACUACUCUUCUCAACAACUUCUUUGGUCGCCAAUUCAACUCGCUCAAUGAUCUUAUUGUCAACCCUAUCAACGGUGAUCUCUACUUCACUGAUACAAUCUACGGCUUUGUCCAGGCCUUCCGUCCCUACCCUGGUAUUAGACAACAAGUGUACCGUUACAACUUCAACACCGGUGCUACCACCGUUGUGGCUGAUGGAAUGGAGCACCCCAACGGAAUCGCAUUCUCCCCUGAUGGCAAGAAGGCCUAUGUUACUGAUACCGGUAUUGCCAAUGCCAACUACGGCCUCAACCUGACCGCCCCUGCAUCCGUCUACUCUUUUGAUGUUACCAAGGACGGCACUUUCAACAACCGCCAGACUUUCGCCUUCGUCCCAUCUUUCAUCCCUGAUGGUAUCAAGAACGACUCCAAGGGCCGCGUAUACGUUGGUUGCGGUGAUGGCGUCUGGGUCUACAAUGCUGCUGCCAAGCUUAUUGGCAAGAUCUAUACUGGAACGACUGCUGCCAACUUCCAAUUUGCUGGAAACGGCCGCAUGAUCAUUACUGGACAGACUAAGCUGUUCUACAUCACCCUGUCUGCCGCCACCACCGGCACAGCAGUCCAAUAG